This is a messenger RNA of Fusarium proliferatum ET1, 1707 nucleotides long. RefSeq lists its product as uncharacterized. Gene Ontology annotation, molecular function: transmembrane transporter activity. The record is from RefSeq and is a predicted model, not a curated record. The coding region runs from base 1 to 1707 and encodes 568 amino acids. The transcript has 7 exons. NCBI's taxonomy places the organism in Eukaryota, Fungi, Ascomycota, Sordariomycetes, Hypocreales, Nectriaceae. Gene Ontology annotation, biological process: transmembrane transport.
AUGGAGAUGAAUUCGAAUAAUGAGGAGCUCCAUGCCAUUGAGGCAGAGCUUCAUACGGAAAUUCUCCCUGGCACAGAGAUUAUGAGAGAUGUUGCUUCGCAUCAUUUCGUUAAGGAUCGCUCGGGUUCUAAUCGCGUCCUUAUUCCGCAACCCUCAGACGACCCGGCAGACCCUCUCAACUGGUCACUUAAGUGGAAAAUGCUAGCUAUCACUGGGGCCAGUAUCACCUCUUUUUUCCAAGGGUUUGGGCCACUUUCCCUUGCGCCCAUGUUUCCGGAUUACAUUGAAGCGUUUCACUGCAGUCUAGCAGAUGCUGUGCAGUUCACUGGAGUCUGUAUCUUGGUUCUUGGUUUCAGUAACUUCAUAUGGGUUCCAUUAAGCACGUCAUUUGGCAGGCGACCGGUAUACAUUGCGUCUAACUUGAUCUGCCUGGCCUCCAUGAUUUGGAGAGCUCGUGCGCAGACUUAUGGCAGUUUCAUGGGAGCUUGUGUGCUGAAUGGUAUUGGCGCUGGUCCUGCAGAGUCAAUACAACCUGCCGUCAUUGCUGACAUCUUCUUCCUACAUGACAGAGGCAAGUGGAACACCUUGUACUGGGUCGUAUACAUGGGGUCACUGAUGAUCGGCCCAAUUAUCGGCGGGUCCAUGGCUCUCAACGUCGGGUGGCGCAACUUCUGGUGGUUCAAUGUGGCCCUGGGUGCAGUUGUGGUGAUUUACAUCAUCUUCCUGUUCCCAGAGACUAAGUGGCACCGCCCUCAUCCAAAUGAGAUCAUCGAGGAAGCUAGAGCGAACGAGAAGAUCGAGGGCUCGGCCAAUGUCAGCCACGCCGAGGCCUCCAGACCCAAUAGUGAUGGCAUAACAGAGCACGUCACCAGUGCCGAAAAAGAGGGAACAACCCCGGAAGGAUUUCCUGAUCUAUCAACGAGCGAGACGGCUGCAAGGGAUCCAUAUCUCGGACGGGGAAAGCCUGCAAAGUGGCAGUUCCGGUUCUUCCAACCAAACCCACAUCCUUUCAAGGCUAUCCUUUUGGACCUAUGGAUUCCUUGGAAACUGUUCGCAUUUCCCAUCGUCCAAUUCGCCAGCUUUGUCGUCUCUUGGAGUUGCUCUUCUUUCCUUACCAUCAAUCUAACCCAAAGCCAAGUCCUUGCCGCGCCACCUUACAACUUUUCUACUCAGACCAUCGGCUUUACCAAUUUUGCUAUUUUUGCUGGAGCUUUGAUCGGCCUUGCCACUGGCGGUCCUCUGUCUGACUGGGUGGCUGCCAAGCUCACUGCAAGGAACAACGGUAUUCGUGAGCCAGAGAUGAGGUUGGUUGCCAUGAUCCCAUUUGUUCUCAUUAUGUACCUUGGCAACAUCAUCGUCUCGGUUGGAUAUGAGAACCAUUGGCCAUGGGAAGUCAUUGUGCUCAUUGGAUAUUCCUGCGCCGGCAUCCAAGUUGCAGCCCUCCCCAGUAUCUCAAGCACGUAUGCUGUUGAUAGUUAUAAGCCCGUUGCUGGCAGCUUAUUUGUUAGCAUCACAGUCAACAAAAAUGUCUGGGGUUAUGGAUUUAGUAAAUUCAUCACGCCUUGGAGUAUAAAGGCUGGAUUUAUCCCACCUAUUAUGACUAAUGGAAGCUUGGUUUUCCUCUGGUGUCUGUUUGGUGUUGUAUUCUACUACUACGGCAAGACAUUCCGUCGUUGGACCAAGAACAGUAGUGUCCAUAGGCUUUAG